AUUAAUUGGGACGGUCAUGCUUAAUUUGACUACAUCUCACAGUUGAUUCGAUCAAAAUCCGUCAAACGUGAGAGCAUGUCCAGCCUUUCAACGAAUGUCGACCGAAUAUGUAUGAUAUUUACCAUAGAGAUAGAGGAAAGCGCGGCUUACAAGUUACUUCCCCUAUAUAGCAGGCUUCCUAGGGUCAUGUAUACCCUCGCUAAAGUGUAACCCUACGCCCACGAACGAUGGAAGUUACUUUGUAUUGAACACAGAUCGCCUAGACGAUUCUAUUUUUUCCUCCUCACCAAACAUCAACAUCAAUCGUCACCAUUCAUCAAGAACAAUCAUCAAUCAUCAUCAACCAUCAACCAUCAACCACCAAUAUGACUACCCCGGGAACGUCGACGGCGGCACUGUCCGCCAUGAACGAUAUGAAGAAGCUAGCGCAACGGGUGAUAACGGGGAUAGAAUGGGCCAUCGAGGACUGGGACGGGGAGCAGCCAAGGGAAGCGGGAAACAAGACUGCCCUUCUUGUGAACGUGAUGACAUCGGCUAAGCGUCUACUAGGAAAACUAGAAGCCGAGGAAGAAGACGCAGAUCGUCGACGCCAAGAAGCCGAGACGAAAAUAGCCGAGCUGACCAGCAAGGCCGAGGAAAUCCGCGAGCAGCUGCAAGCGGAGAGGGUGGAGUACAGGAGAAAGGUCGACGAGUACUCCACCGAUGUGGCUCGGUUCGCCGACUCCUUCCAGAAGCUCCAGGUCGUCGACGGUACCUCUGCGAGGGAGAUCGAGCGCCUCAACACCGAGCUCGAGGAAGAGAAGAGCACGACCGUCCGCCUUCAAGAGGAUCUGGACCGCGCGAUCGAGAGAGAGUCAACCGCUCUCGCGCGAGUACGGGAACUCCAAGGCGAGAACGAGCGGCUGAAGAGGGAGGCCCAGGAGUCGAACGCACUCCAUCCUCGCAAGCGACCCCGACCAGACGCCCAAGGGGGGGACGGGACCGACAACCGAGAGCCCGGCGGCGACGACACCUGGGACGCCAACAUACGCUCCCUCGGCCAAUGGCUUCUCACCCACAAGCCCAUCCCAGAAGCCGGCUCUCCCCUAACCCCCGACGAAGCGGUCGCCGAGAUGAUGAAAGUCAUCAUAUAUGCUCGGCGCAGACGGACUAUUGACAGGUCAAUUUCCCAUCUCAUGCGCGGGGAGUGGUACUGUUUCCAAGAACUCGCGGAACGAGGGUAUAUGAACCCAAAUUCCGAAAUCGAGUCAGAUGGCACUUGUCGUACACACGACAAGUGUCUACAGGUCAGAAGGGGAGAUUCCCUGGAUGGCCUUGUUUGUUUGGUGGUUAGGAUGGGGGGAUGAGGUGUUGGUGUUGGUGUUGGUGUGUUGUGUUGUGUUGUGUUGUGUUGUGUUGUGUGUUUUGUGCUUUGUGUGUGGGUGUUUGGGCGUUGGUGUUUGGGCGUCGGUGUCUUGGGUGUGGGUGGAGCUGGGUCAGUGCGGCGGCUGGGAAUGAGAGGGAGGGAAUGAGGAUGAGGCGAGGAUGAUCACGAGCACGAGGAUGAGGCGAGGACGAGGAUCAGGCGAUGGGUAGAAGCAUUACUAGAUGGUUGCUAUUGGAGAGCGGAACACGCUGAUGUUGCUAUCGGGGAGCGGGAGCAUGGUGACAUUGCUAUCAGGGACCGGGACUAGAUGGUUGUUGCUAUUGGGGACAGUGGAAUUGCUAUGCUUGGAGCGGAUCACACGAAACAUGGAACAUAUCUGCCGAAGAGAACAAGGACAAUGACAACUAUUGUGAUGACGAUGAA
Messenger RNA from Annulohypoxylon truncatum, 1789 nucleotides. RefSeq lists its product as uncharacterized. Bases 366 to 1346 code for a protein of 326 amino acids. Lineage: Eukaryota; Fungi; Ascomycota; Sordariomycetes; Xylariales; Hypoxylaceae. The record is from RefSeq and is a predicted model, not a curated record. The transcript has a single exon.